AUGGCUGAAGAACAAAAAGAAAAUGGAGUGGAUGGUUCAAGAAAAUCCAAUGGAAGAAAAGCCAGUAUGCUCGAGAAACCUUUGGACCUUGACACUGUCUUGGUAGAGGAGUUAGGGCAAUUCGGCUGGUACCAGAAAAGAAAUAUUCUGUUGGUUUCCGUACCACUGCUCAUGUCUGCGUUCAUGAGCGAGUAUAUUUUUUCUGCAGCUGCUAUACCACACAGGUGUCGGAUUCCAGAAUGUGGCGAAGACAGUAAAUUGAACCUUUACGAACCAGAGUGGGUUUUAAAUGCUAUACCGGAAACCAGUUCGGGUUUCUCGAGUUGUCAACGAUUUGCAUCUUCAAAUUUAGGAACCAAUGGUACCCUUGACUACUGUCCAGUUGGCCUGUUCAAUCAAAUGCAAACAGUUUCUUGUGAUGACUUUGUUUACGCUAGAGACAACUCUGUAGUGUAUGAGUUCGACUUAGGAUGUCAAGAAUGGCUCCGAGCUUUGGCCGGCACUUUAAAUAGUGUAGGAACAUUACUCGUGUUGCCGAUUACUGGUUACAUCUCUGAUAGAUUUGGUAGAAAAUGGGCUCUAGUUAUAAGUCUCUUCAACCUUGCACUUAUCGGUUUGAUUCGUGCAUUUUCAGUAAAUUAUACUAUGUAUUUGAUCCUUCAAAUUCUCCAAACUACUCUCGGCGCUGGAACAUUCAGCUCUGCAUAUAUUUUUGCCGCUGAACUUGUUGGACCAAAGUAUCGUGUACUUGUAAGUGCUUUAACACCGUCCAUGUUUGCUCUUGGAAUGAUGACAGUUGGCGGAGUAGCUUGGUUAAUAGAAUCAUGGAGAUACAUGAUCAUGGCCUUGCAUAUACCCUGUUUUCUGGGCAUAAGUUAUUACUGGCUUUUAUCCGAAAGCGUAAGGUGGCUCCUUUCAAAAAAGAAAUUUGAAGAAGCUAGAGUUGUAUUAGAAACCGUAGCGAGAGUAAAUAAAACGCAAAUUAGUGAAAAGAGUAUGGAAGCUCUGAUGAAUCCUCCUCAACCACCCCAGUCUGUGCCAGAUGUUGAAAAGCCCGGUUUGGUCCGUAGCAUAUUAAGAUCCCCCGUAUUACUUCGACGAGUUUGCACGACGCCAAUAUGGUGGAUCACUACAACAUUUGUAUAUUAUGGUCUAUCUAUUAAUUCGACGAGCCUUUCAGACACCAUGUACUUAAAUUUCAUAUUGACUUGCGCCAUAGAACUACCUGGAAAUUUCACAGCAGUCCUGAUUCUUGACAGAAUUGGAAGAAAAGCUACCUUGUCUUCUAGUUACUUCUUUAGUGCAGCGUGUAACAUUGCCUUUGUAUUUAUACCCAACGAUAUGACUGUUGUAAGACUUAUUGUCUUUUUGUUGGGCAAAUUUGGAAUUUCCAUAGUAAUGACAGCACUGUACCUAUAUACAUCGGAAUUGUACCCGACUGAAUACCGUCACAGCCUCCUCGCGUUCUCCUCUAUGGUUGGGCGCAUUGGAUCUAUUACAGCGCCUCUGACACCCGUUCUUAUGGAAUAUUGGCACGGUAUCCCUUCACUAAUGUUCGGUUCAAUGGGCUUCAUAUCAGGUCUGCUAGUACUAACGCAGCCUGAAACUCUCGGAUCUGUCCUGCCUGACACUCUUGCCGAGGCUGAAGCAUUAGGAAAAAAGAACUAUAAGCUCGAUCAGACUAGU
Brenthis ino (lesser marbled fritillary) is the source of this 1686-nucleotide messenger RNA. NCBI's taxonomy places the organism in Eukaryota, Metazoa, Arthropoda, Insecta, Lepidoptera, Nymphalidae. The record is from the annotation of a GenBank genome assembly.